Lineus longissimus is the source of this 668-nucleotide messenger RNA. RefSeq lists its product as uncharacterized. The transcript is spliced from 7 exons. The coding region runs from base 176 to 556 and encodes 126 amino acids. NCBI's taxonomy places the organism in Eukaryota, Metazoa, Nemertea, Pilidiophora, Heteronemertea, Lineidae. The record is from RefSeq and is a predicted model, not a curated record.
UUUCCUCCAUGUGCGCAUCCUUGAUAACAGAUAACAGGUCAUUACGUAAAUUGGACAGGUGUUGGCCCUUAUUGAACGAUUAAGUUGUGGAUAAAGGCCUGGAGGAAUCUGUCACAGUCAACAAUCCGAAUACAUCGAAAGUUUUACGUCUCGAAAGUAAAAAUUCGAAACCAAGAUGCGGGUUAUGUGGGUGUGUCUCGCUCUGACCAUUCUGGUUCUUUGCAUUGCAUCAGGCUCCGCCGCAGCGGCUAAGAAAGACGACAAAGGCAAAGCAAAAGCCGUCGCUGCCAAGGGCACGACAAAGAAAGCAGCCACCAAAGCUACUGCCAAGCCUGCCACUAAAAAGGAAAAAGGAACACCAAUCGCCUGCACUGUGUACAGUGGUGCCGAUGCACGACUUGUUUGCCGAGGUUUCAAGAUAAUUACCGAAGGAGGGAAGCCAACGUCAAAACCUGCCGCGAAAGGAAAGGGUGAAACCAAGAAACCCGCCGCUAAAGCAAAGGCGAAGAGUGGUAAGGACACGAAGAGCAAGGGAGGCAAGGACAAGAAAAACUAACGCAUAAUCAUUAUUUGCCGCCCCUUUUUUAAGUUCGAUCCAUACCAGCCAAAGAUACAAUAAUGUAAUAGAACGCAGGAAAAUGUGAAAGGUUAUAGUGAUUGGGAAUAAA